Oncorhynchus keta (chum salmon) is the source of this 4392-nucleotide messenger RNA. Its product is annotated as protein PHTF2-like. Gene Ontology annotation, cellular component: endoplasmic reticulum. Lineage: Eukaryota; Metazoa; Chordata; Actinopteri; Salmoniformes; Salmonidae. The record is from RefSeq and is a predicted model, not a curated record.
CAGUGAAAUGAUAUAAUGCUUCAUAACCUGUCUUCUCUGCUGUUUGUGUGUCCGUGUGUGUGUCCAGGUUCUGCUUUUGCCAAGGCCAAGCCUGAGUCUCCCUGGACGUCUCUGACCAGGAAGGGUCUUGUCAGGGUGGUGUUGUUCCCCUUCUUCUUCAGAUGGUGGAUCCAGGUCACCUCCAGAGCCAUCUUCCUCCUCCUCCUCCUCCUCUACCUGCUUCAAGUGGCUGCUGCAGCGUUAUUCUUCACCAUUCCCCAGCCCCACAGUAUCCCGACCACAGAGGUGUUUGGGGCGAUAUGGCUGAUGCUGUUACUGGGGACAGUGCACUGCCAGAUCGUCUCCACACGCACCCCCAAACCCACCAGCAGCAGCAGCUCUGGCAAGAGAAGAAGGCGUCUAAGGAAGGCAGCUCACUUGGAUGUCCAUAGGGAAGGAGAUGGCUCUAGCACCACUGAUAACACCCGGGAGGGCGGCCCACACUGCCACGGUGCCGCCACCGGCUCACCUUACAGCCUGUGCAUCACUCUCUUCAGAGAUUUCUGGCAUGAUAUCUGUAAAGCGCGGUCGAAGAAGUCCAAGCUGUCCAUAGACAAGUCCACAGAGACAGAUAAUGGCUAUGUGUCUCUGGAUGGGAGGAUAACCUGUAAGAGUAGUGAGGAGGGGCUACAGCUCCAUGAUGGAGGGUCUCACCACUGUGACCUGCUGCUGAGGUCAGACGAGACGUGUUGGGCCGCACCCCCUCCUCUCAACACACUGCUGCUGCCCCCCGUCGCCAAGGAGACCCAGAGCCGUGGUGUGGGUGUGGAGAACAUGUCUGAUGAGGCGUCUAGUGAGGAGGAUCCUGAAGCGUCCUACACCGCCAUCCGUAGGGGCGUAGAGCGCGUCAGCAGCGACUGCACGCUGCGCAACAGGAAACCACAUCACUACAAGAAACACUACACCAUCAACACUGAGGUGGGUGACCUCCACACUACCCAGGAGACUCCUAAGUCCGGUACCAGCUGUAGUUCUCGGUGCUCCAGCCUGCGGACCCAGGACUCAGAGAGCACCAGACACGAGUCAGAGACAGAGGACCUGCUGUGGGAGGACUUCCUGCACUGUGCUGAGUGUCGCUCCUCGUGCACCAGCGAGACAGAGGGAGAGGGAGCUGCAGUCUGCUCUUCUACCAAGAAGGAGUACAGAGAUGACCCCUUUCACCAGGGUCAUACGUGGCUACACAGCACCAACCCAGGUCUGGAGCGGGUCAGUGCCAUCGUCUGGGAGGGGAACGACUGUAAGAAGGCUGACAUGUCUGUCCUGGAGAUCAGCGGUAUGAUCAUGAACAGGGUCAACCUGUACACCCCAGGUAUUGGCUACCAGGUCUUUGGUAACCUGGUGUCAGUGACUCUGGGCCUGACGCCCUUCGCCUACAGGCUGUCUCAGUACAAGGACCUGGAACAGCUGACACAGCUCUCAGCCAAUGAGCUCAUCUCUGUGGCGUUCGGCUCCUCCUCCGACGUCAUGGUGAUCACCAUGGUAACGCUCAGCUUCAUGGUGCGCGUCUGUCUCAUCUGGCUCUUCUUCUUCCUGCUCAGCGUGGCCGAGAGGACAUACAAACAGGUGUGUGUGUUCUAUGCCAAGCUGUUUGGUCACCUGACGACCUCGGCACGAGAUGUGUUGUUCCAUCAUGCCUACCUGAAGUCGGAGGUGCCUCACUUCCGUCUGAAGAAAGUCCAGAACAUUAAGAUGUGGCUCUCUCUGCGCUCAUAUCUCAAGAGAAGGGGUCCUCAGCGGUCGGUGGAUGUGAUCGUGUCCUCUGCCUUCCUCCUCACCCUCUCCGUAGUCUUCAUCUGCUGUGCUCAGUUGCUCCAUAUCCACCACACCUUCCUGGAGUGUCACUAUAACUGGGAGCUGGUGAUCUGGUGUUCCUCCCUGUCUCUCUUCCUGCUCCGCUUUGUUACCCUGGGCUCAGAGACCAGCAAGAAGUACAGCAACACCUCCAUCUUACUGACAGAACAGAUUAAUCUGUACCUGAAGAUGGAGAAGAAACCAAACAAGAAGGAGGAUUUGACAUUAGUCAACAACGUACUGAAGUUGGCCACCAAGCUAUUGAAGGAGUUGGAUGCUCCGUUCAGGCUGUAUGGUCUGACGAUGAACCCUCUGCUCUACAACAUCACCCAGGUGGUCAUCCUGUCUGCUGUGUCCGGGGUCAUCAGUGACCUACUGGGCUUCAACCUGAAGCUCUGGAAGAUCAAAUCAUGACAGUAAGCUGAUCAGGUCACAGCUGGCUCUGGAAGAUGUGAUACAUUCUCUCACCACACAGGGGCGCUGUUGUCCUUUCGCUCACGGACUGACUGGGCUUCCCUGUAUCUAUGGUCUAACGGACAAACAGCCCCAUUCUCAGAGUUCAUAACGGAGUGCUUACAUUUCACUUGUGCAAUUCAAGAUAUAUUUAUUUUACCCUUUCAGUAUUUUUUUAUUUUUGUUGUUGUUGAAAAAGUUACAAAAUGUUAUUUUAAGCUAUACAGGUUUUGUGUUCUCAGAGGGACGGGAUCAAAACACAGCAAGAUGACAAUUCAGUUAAAAAGGUAAAAGAGUUCCAUCCCUUCAGACUAGUAAGGACAAUGUGCAUUAUAAUGCAGCUGUUUAGUUUGUUGACUGACACACAAACGCAGUCAUUUCACUGUGAGAACUGCAACGAGUAGUAGUUUCUGAUCAUAGACGGACUGUAAUAAUAAUAAUACUGUGUUUUAAAGCCGACAUACACACACACAGGUUGUACUUUAUGGUCAAUUCAAUGUAGGCUUUUUGUUGUUGCUUUUGACGACAACAACCGUACACCAAAGUUCAGAAUAGAUGAACAAUGUUUCUGUGUGUUUGGCAUUUCUAAUGAUAAGCUAAGUGACGGCUGUAGUGGAGAGAGAGAGGCAGGAUAAAACACAACACAUCACUCAAAUGAUUGGUGAGAAAAUAGGUGAGGUACUGUACUGUACUGGCUAGAUGGGAGGUACUGUACUGUACUGGCUAGAUGGGAGGUACUGUACUGUACUGGCUAGAUGGGAGGUACUGUACUGUACUGGCUAGAUGGGAGGUACUGUACUGGCUAGAUGGGAGGUACUGUACUGGCUAGAUGGUAGGUACUGUACUGUACUGGCUAGAUGGGAGGUACUGUACUGUACUGGCUAGAUGGGAGGUACUGUACUGGCUAGAUGGGAGGUACUGUACUGGCUAGAUGGGAGGUACUGUACUGUACUGGCUAGAUGGGAGGUACUGUACUGUACUGGCUAGAUGGGAGGUACUGUACUGUACUGGCUAGAUGGGAGGUACUGUACUGUACUGGCUAGAUGGGAGGUACUGUACUGUACUGGCUAGAUGGGAGGUACUGUACUGUACUGGCUAGAUGGGAGGUACUGUACUGGCUAGAUGGGAGGUACUGUACUGGCUAGAUGGGAGGUACUGUACUGUACUGGCUAGAUGGGAGGUACUGUACUGUACUGGCUAGAUGGGAGGUACUGUACUGUACUGGCUAGAUGGGAGGUACUGUACUGUACUGGCUAGAUGGGAGGUACUGUACUGUACUGGCUAGAUGGGAGGUACUGUACUGGCUAGAUGGGAGGUACUGUACUGUACUGGCUAGAUGGGAGGUACUGUACUGGCUAGAUGGUAGGUACUGUACUGGCUAGAUGGUAGGUACUGUACUGGCUGGAUGGGAGGUACUGUACUGUACUGGCUAGAUUGGUAGGUACUGUACUGGCUAGAUGGGAGGUACUGUACUGUACUGGCUAGAUGGGAGGUACUGUACUGUACUGGCUAGAUGGGAGGUACUGUACUGUACUGGCUAGAUGGGAGGUACUGUACUGUACUGGCUAGAUGGGAGGUACUGUACUGGCUAGAUGGGAGGUACUGUACUGUACUGGCUAGAUGGUAGGUACUGUACUGUACUGGCUAGAUGGUAGGUACUGUACUGGCUAGAUGGUAGGUACUGUACUGUACUGGCUAGAUGGUAGGUACUGUACUGGCUGGAUGGGAGGUACUGUACUGGCUAGAUGGGAGGUACUGUACUGGCUAGAUGGGAGGUACUGUACUGGCUAGAUGGGAGGUACUGUAUUGUAUUGGUUAGAAGGGAUGUACUGUACUGGCUGGAUGGGAGGUACUGUACUGGCUGGAUGGGAGGUACUGUAUUGUAUUGGUUAGAAGGGAUGUACUGUACUGGGUGGAAGGGAAUAUAUAUAUAUAUAUUCUGUAUGUGAAAUUGAGACCUCCAGGCCCACUAGCUAAACGGUGUGUGACUGAACAUGGAUAACUAUGUUACUCGUAUAAUGAUCAUUUGGGGGGAGGUGUUUAUGUUUGUCCUGGUACACACUUAUACAAGUCUGUAAUGGAAAUGUGUUUCUUACAUAAUGAGACCCU